Messenger RNA from Didymodactylos carnosus, 1485 nucleotides. The record is from the annotation of a GenBank genome assembly. Lineage: Eukaryota; Metazoa; Rotifera; Eurotatoria; Philodinida; Philodinidae.
AUGGAUGCUUUGAGAACAACAAAACAAGUUUUAAUUCAUCAUUUACAACAAAAAUUUCCCCUAUCAAAACCGACCCAAAUAACAUCAUAUCAAAAGUUUGAUACAAAAUCGAUAAGUUCAGAAACAUUAUUAUUAUCAGCAACAAUAACAAAUCAUGGCACAAUUAAUAAUAAAAAUACUACAGAAUCAUUUACGUCGUCGUCAUAUGAACCAAUUCAUGAAUUUAAUGAUAAAACAAAAAAGAAUGGAUUAACAGCACUAGAAGCAGCAUGGAACGUUACUAAUGCUAUACAGGGUAUGUUUCUUGUUAGUUUGCCUUAUACAGUUUAUCAUGGUGGUUAUUGGGCCUUAUUGUCAAUGAUUGUUGUUGCUUGGAUCUGCACUUAUACAGGAGAAAUCUUAAUUGCAUGUCUCUAUGAAACUAAUACAUCUGGCACGAUAAUAAAAGUACGACACUCAUAUGUGGCAAUUGCCGAACAUGUAUGGGGUAAACGUUUUGGUGGUCGAUUAGUUUUUAUUGCACAAAAUAUAGAACUACUAAUGACAUGUAUACUCUAUUUGGUAUUAAUGGGUGAAUUAUUAGCUGGUAGUUUUCCACAAUUAAAUAUUCCUGUUCGUGUUUGGAUAUGUUUAUCAUGUUUAUUUACAAUACCCUAUUCAUUUAUAAAAAAUUUAAGAAUAAUAUCACGAUUUAGUUUUGGAAAUGCUAUUGUCCAUUUAAUUAUAAAUAUGAUUAUUAUUCUCUAUUGUUUAUCAAAAUCAUCAACAUGGAAUUGGUCAAAAAUUCAAUUAAAAAUUAAUAUACAAUCAUUUCCAACAACAGUAGGUAUAAUUGUAUUUAGUUAUACAUCUCAAAUUUUUCUUCCAACAUUAGAAGAUAAUAUGUUGUAUCCAUCUCAAUUUAAUAGCAUGUUAAUAUUAUCUCAUAUAAUUGCAUGUAUAUUUAAAACGGGUUUUGCUCUUAUUGGAUUUCUAACGUGGCAAGAAUUAACGUCCGAAGUCAUAACAAAUAAUUUACCAACAAAACAAUUACGUAUUCUAAUUAAUUUAACAUUAGCCAUUAAAGCUUUACUAUCUUAUCCAUUACCCUAUUUUGCUUCAUGUGAACUUAUAUCUGAUACAUAUUUUCGUAAUAAUCCAUUUUCAACAUGUUAUCAACAAGAUACCAAACAAUGGAAAUGGUGGGCAAUUGUAUUACGUAUAUUAUUAAUUGUAUGUACAUUAGCAAUGGCAUUGAUUAUUCCACAUUUUGCACAAUUAAUGGGUCUAAUUGGUUCAAUAACUGGUGUCAUGUUAUCAUUAAUAUGGCCAUCAUAUUUUUAUUUAAAAUUAAAAGGAUAUCAAUUAACAUGGUCAACAAUUGUAUUCAAUAUUCUUAUUAUUCUAUUUGGACUAGUAUGUACAUUAAGUGGUGUUAUCGAUUCCUCGAAAGAAUUAGCAAAAAAAUUUCAAUUAAAAGUGAAUAAUACUAUACCACACACUUAA